AUGGUCGUAUCCAAAACAAGGAAUAUUCAAACAUCACCGGGUUUUGAAAGUCAAAAUCCUAAACCAAUUGAGACUUCUUCUGAAUUAAAAAACGUUAUCCAUAUAUGGAAUGCUGUAUCGAGUCAUAUCGAGAAUUAUAUGAAACAAUCAAAAGGAGUAUCCAUUCCUGGAUUCGGCACAUUCAGUUUUAUUCAUAAACGAACUGACGUUGGAAAUAACAAAUAUUUGUUAGUACAACGACCUGUAUUUGCUAUAUCCGAAAAAUUUGCUCAAACACAUGGAUUGAAAUUUACCAAAUAUCCUAUUAAUGGUUCAAUUCCAAUACAUCCGUUAAAUUAUUUUGCUAUACAAAAUCAAUAUUCUUAUUCAAGAGAUCAAAUAGAACAAUGUGUUAAACAUGUUUUACAAGUAUUUAAUCGUUCUGUAGCUGCACAACGAAAUGUUGAAUUUACAUUUACUCGUAUUGGUAAACUACAAAUACGUGAUGGAAAAGUUAAAAUGCGUUUUUUCAAAGAUUUUGUUAAUGAUGUGGAUGGAAGUGGAAAAGUUUUGGAGGAGAUAUACAGUAGACCUCAAACAAGUGAUUCAGUUACGCCGGAACGUGAUAUCAAACGACCAACCUCAACUUCAUUAUGUGUUCUUCCAAGAUUAAAUAGUCGAACAGGAAAUCCAGCUAUGACAUCAAUAGAAGAAGAACACGAUGAUAAUGAAAAGAGUCGUCAAUCAAAAAAACAGCAACCACAAGUGACACAACGAGACUUGAGUCCGUUUAAAAGUGAUUUAAAUCGUUCAUAUACAAAACAGAGCGAUUUUCACUUACCUCCACUUUUACCAUCGUCCAAAGAUUUAUUCCAGUCGAACAAAAAAACUCCUCCAUCGUCUUCUCCAGCAGUUGUACGACAAUCAAAUGAACGACGAUCACCAACCACAAAUAUGGAUAAUGAACAGCAGCAACAGCAACAAUAUGAAACUAGUGGCAGUAGACUUGCUCAUUAUGCAUUACCGUCCAAUGUUGUUCGAGCCACAAGUGAUGCGAGUGCAUUAGUUGGCUACAACAGUAGACCAUCAUCAAAACUCAAUCGUGAACGCAUUUCAUCUUCGAUGCAUAUUACCCAACAUCAAAGUAAUUCAAAACCGCCUACUCCUUCAACACCAACCUGCGGUCAUCACGGUGCCGGACAAGAACUAUGCUAUCUAUGUCAUCAACGUGCAAAACGAAAUAUACCUGUUUAUAUGACAGAAGAAAAAAAAGUUCGACAAGCAGAAGAAGAACAACUUCUACAACAAUACAAACAUAAUCAAGAGAUGGAAGAAUUCAAACAACGAGAAGUAAAGUUAAAAAGCGAUCGUGAAGAAAAACAAAAAGUUGCCGCAUUUAAUUUGGGAGUAGCCGAAGCAGCAAGAAUACGAAAAAUGGAACGACCAAGUACAACUGAUGUACCGCGCUCGUUUGUAUUUCGUAAACGAGCAAAAACACCUCCAACAUACAUUCGUCAACAAGAUUUAGCAAAUCAUCUUGAAGCACAAAUUAAAUGGAAACAACAAGAGGAAACAAGUCGAAAACAAGACAAAGAUUUUAUAGAAAGAAUGGAACAGAUACAAUUAGCUGAACAACUUGCUAGUGAAAGAGAAGCAUUCAUUAGAAACAAACGUUUGAAACAAGAAGAAAUGAAGAAUGCCUUAGAUACUCAGAUUCGUACAAAACCAGUUGGUCUACCAGUUUCUGAAUCUGAUGGUCCUAUUUUUGGUAUGAACGAUAUGACAACAAAUAAAUUAAUUGAACGAAGAAAGAAUGCUACUGAAACAUUUAAACAUCAAAAGGAAAUUGUUGAACAACGUCAACGUGAACAAUUAUUGAAACAAUUACGAGAACAAGAAUAUGAAGCUCAUGCAUUGGAUGUUAUGAAAGACGAUUUAUUAUCAGAGCGUCGUGACCGUUUUCUUCGUUCAUAUACAAUUCGUAAAGAUUUAGAAAAUCAAUGGUCAAAUGCUGUUGAAGAAAAACGUAAACGUGAUUUAGAUGAACAAAAACAUGUUUAUGCUCCACAAGGUAUUCUUGUUCAUGAACAAUGUGAUCAAUAUAAACGUUGUGCACAAUGUCAAAGAAAAUUAAAUAAUUAUGGGGAAACAAAUAUUUGGAAGGAAACACGUUAUCUUUCAGGCGCAAGAAUUAUGGUUUAA
Messenger RNA from Didymodactylos carnosus, 2181 nucleotides. NCBI's taxonomy places the organism in Eukaryota, Metazoa, Rotifera, Eurotatoria, Philodinida, Philodinidae. The record is from the annotation of a GenBank genome assembly.